AUGGAGGCGGAGGGGCCGUUUGGGAACGUGGGGAACGAAGAUUCGAAGAAGGUUCCAGGCGCGGACCAGAGAGGGGGAUUCGGGUCAAGUGAAAAGGAUCGGGGAAAGGGAGGGGGAGUAGAGGAGCAGGCGUGUGAAAGCGGUGGAGCGCGGUUGAGAGGGGUGGGGGAGGAGGAGAGAGCGGUGGGAAGAGAUGGGGGAAGGGAGCAGCGGAUCGUAGUACUCAAGGUGGCUCAGCUGGUGGGAGUGGCGUCUCUGGCCGUGCCCAUAGCUGCGUGGACGCAAGGGACCUCUCUUCCGCUGGGAACAAGCCUGGCAGUGGCAGCAGUGGUGGGGGGAGCAGCAGCAGCGUCCGCCUGCCUGUGGUUCUACUCCUCGCGAUACGUGGGGGAGCUUGCACUGAUCGAGGCACCUGCUGCCGCUGCUGAUGCUGGUGCUGCCAGUGGUGGUGCUUUUGAUAAGGAUGGGGGGCAGUGGUGUGUGUGUAUCAGCACACUUGACUUCUGGGGCAACCGAGAGAACCUCAUUCUGCCUCUCAGUGCCCUGGUGCCGCCACUCAAGGGUCUGUCCCAGCAGCACCUAAAGGCCAUUGCACACCACAGCUUCGUGCCGCUAGAUGUGCCCUCCCACCGGCAGUUCCUGGUGAGCAUAAGGCACGGCCGCAUCCCCAACCUCCCUCUGCUGCUCGCACUGCUCAAGGGCGAGGGAGACUGGGAGAGGGAGCUUCACUGCUAG
Molecule: messenger RNA, 735 nt
Organism: Closterium sp. Naga37s-1
Lineage: Eukaryota; Viridiplantae; Streptophyta; Zygnematophyceae; Desmidiales; Closteriaceae
Source: the annotation of a GenBank genome assembly